Molecule: messenger RNA, 458 nt
Organism: Strongylus vulgaris
Lineage: Eukaryota; Metazoa; Nematoda; Chromadorea; Rhabditida; Strongylidae
Source: the annotation of a GenBank genome assembly
AUGGUGACGCAACACUGCGAUAAGCGUAGCACACUACAGAUAUUCGAUCCUGGAAGGAGUGUAAUUAAUGAGGACUGCCCAUCAGCACAGAUUGGCACUGUUCAGCAAAAAAACCUGAUCAGCGAUAUCACGGUCAAUCAAGCGCUUCCAGCAAACAGGAAGAGCGCAGGAGAUCAGUUGGAUAUGCUGCUAGAGCAGCUGAAUACAUGUGUUGCACAAAAUCCACUUGCUCCAACGGAAGCAGGAGUAGUGUUUGUAUUCACUGAUGUUCCUUGUACAGAACUAUGCCAAAGCGCAAACUUACGAUCAGAUGCUCAAGUCAUCACAGAAACGCUUAUCACAAGGCAGCGUUUCAUCAUGAAGAUUAUGUUUUUGAGCGACGGCACAUCUGAAGCAGGUAAUUCACAUAAACUAUUGCAAAGAGUUGAUUACUAUAUCGUAGUACCCAAUCGUUAAAC